UCGGCACUUCUUAGUUCUUACUUAAAUAUGAGUCUUUUGUUCUUCUCUGACUUGGAAAUUUUCCUUGGUCUCCUUUGGCAGACUCUUCUUCCUACCCCCUCCUGAAUCCCAUCUCCAUUAAAACUCCUCCUCCUCGUAUUUUCCAAUCAUCUCCUCUCCUCCUACUUUUUUGUAAUUAUCGUCCUUGAUUCUUUCUCCGAGGGGGGAGAGAGAGAGAGAGAGAGAGAGAGGAGGGAGGGAAAUGGCGGCCAACAAAUUUGCGACUGUCGUUCACAGAAACACGAACAGGAUGAUAUUCCUUCUAAUAUACACAGCUUUGGAAUGGAUCUUAAUCAUUCUCAUCCUCCUCAAUGCUCUUUUCUCCUACAUGAUCUCCAAGUUCGCGUCUGUCUUCGGUUUGAAGCCCCCCUGCAUCUUCUGCUCGAGGAUCGAUCAUCUCUUCGAGCCAGGAAAGUCCAGGAGCUCCUGGUGCGAUUUCCUCUGCGAGUCUCAUGCCGGAGAAGUCUCCAAGCUUGGGUUUUGCUCCAACCACCGCCGGCUUGCGGACGCCGGCGAUAUGUGCGAGGACUGCGCCGCCUCCAAACCCGGCGAGGCAGAUCGGAGCGUUCCUCUGCUGUCGUGGAUGAAGCGGAGCGAGCAAGGGGAGAAGGAUCUGCGAUGCUCUUGCUGCGGCGUAGCGCUGGAGAGCGGCUUCUAUUCUCCCUAUUUGCUUCUCAAGACCGAAUCUUGGAAUGUUUUGGAGUUCGCUCCCAGAGAUAAAUCGGAGAAAGGCCAGGGAUUUGGAUUCGAGGAGACGAAGCAGGGAAAAGAGCAGAAAGAAGAAGAAGAAGAAAAAGGUGAGGCAUUUCUUCCUUCUCCUCGUGCUGUAGUGGAGGAUGCAUCAGUGGAUAUCCUCUCCCCUCGUGUGGAGAAAAUGGUUGAUUUGGAACGGAUUCUUCCCAUUGAAUUGAUCGAUUCCUCCACUAUGGUAAAGUAUCAGGCACUUGAGAUUCUAAUAAAAGUUGCAGAGAAUGAAAGCACGGCGGUUCCAUGUUCUGAAAUGCAGGAAGGUCAAAACCAUUCUUAUAUUCUUGUUCCAACCGAGGAGCCCUGCGAUGAUUUCUCAACAAAUGCGAAAAAUGCCGAUGUGGUAGAAUUCGAAGAGCAACAAGCUUCUGAAGAUGGAAAAGGAAAAGAUGAAGCUAACUGUGAAAUAUCCAUAGGAAGUGACAUUUGUGACCAGGAACUAAUUGAGCCUCCUCAAUCCCAGUCCGCUUCAAUAGGUCAUCAAAAUCUGAAUGUUCUGAAUGAAACUACUCAUGAUGACCCAGCAGUAACCGAAACUGAACCAUCAGAACAACCUUCUAGACGAGCGAAACACCUUAGGAUCUGUCCAGUUCUUUCUGAAAUUGAAGAGGAGAGAAUAAUGCCUGAGACGCCUACAACUCCUAAUUAUAUAGAAAGUUUUCCUGUUCUGCACAAGAGGUUUCUGUUAGAAAGGAGAGAAUCUGGAACUGAGUCUUUAGAUGGAAGCAUUGCGAGUGAUAUUGACAAUCUCGAGCCACCCACCAUAGAUCGUCUCAAAACUGCUCUGAAAUCCGAACGAAGGGCUCUUAUUGCGUUAUAUGGUGAACUGGAAGAAGAAAGGAGCGCUUCUGCUAUAGCUGCGAACCAGACAAUGGCAAUGAUAACCAGGCUUCAAGAAGAGAAGGCUGCUAUGCAGAUGGAAGCACUGCAAUAUCAGAGGAUGAUGGAGGAGCAAUCGGAGUAUGAUCAGGAGGCAUUGCAGCUCCUCAAUGAGCUAAUGAUGAAGAGAGAGAAGGAGAAGCAGGAGUUGAAGAAGGAGCUCGAGGUAUAUCAACAUAAGGUUCGUGCUUAUGAGACAAUUGAGAGAAGGAAAAUGCCAAAGGGAAGCAGGAGUGGAACUUCUUCAAGUGCCGAAGAGAGUGACGAAAUCUCACUUGAAUCUCAGGAAGGUGAGGAUGGUAAUCAGAAUUCUAUGGAAGAUGACGAUGCUGUUAACAAUCUCAUUAUCCUGGAUAAAUCCUUAGCUGAAUUUGAGGAGGAGAGGGUUGCCAUACUUGAGCAGCUAAAGGCAUUGGAGGAAAAACUUUUCACGAUAGAUGAUGAGGAUGACUCUUUUAAUUCAAAACAUAUGAAGCAAUUACCAAUCGAAAAUGGCCAUGGGAUCAAUGGAGAUUGUGAAUAUGGAUUUGUAAAUGGUUCUUUAGAUUCUUUGGAUGCAAAUGGAUGUCUUGAUCUUGAUCAAAAGGGUGGCGAGAUUGAAGGGAAGAGGCUUCUCCCCCUCUUUGAUGCCAUUAGCUUAGAAAAUGAAGAUGAGCCUAGCAUCAACCACAAGAGUCUGGCUAUUUCUGAGGAGGUUGAUCUUGUCUAUGAGAGACUACAGGCUCUCGAAGCAGACCGUGAAUUUCUCAAGCAUUGUAUGUCUUCCUUAAAGAAAGGAGAAAGAGGAAUAGAUCUCCUUCAAGAAAUCCUUCUUCAUCUUCGUGAUUUAAGAUCUGUGGAGCUUCGUUCAAGGCAUAUUGAUGCCUAAUUUCAAUUCCUUCUGUUAAGUCAUUUGCUUGUUUUGCUUCUGGUUUUGUAUAGUUUAUAGCUUUUUUUUAUUAGGAAGAGGAAGGAGGAGGAGGAAAGGAGGCUCCUUGCACAGCUCUAUGCUUUGCUUUUCUUGCUUUAUUCAAUGUAAGCUUGGUCCCAUCACCGGCGUUCAUGGAUGAAUGUUUGGUGUCUGAUCAGGCCGUGGAGGGUGGCCGGCAAGUGGGCCACUCAAAUGAUGUGGCUGUGGCGGCAAUCAUGGCUUGCAAAGCUGGCCAUGUAGCCAUGUUUCCUCUUGACAGGUACAGAAAUAGUCUCAAAGAAGGAAAGAAGGUUGGUUGAGUGGAGUUCCCUUUGUUCUUUUAUUAUUAGAUUCUUUUUUUUUUAAUUUUUUUAUUGUGUUUCUUUUUUCAGAAUCUUUCUAGUGUUUUACUGUAA
Molecule: messenger RNA, 2970 nt
Organism: Dendrobium catenatum
Lineage: Eukaryota; Viridiplantae; Streptophyta; Magnoliopsida; Asparagales; Orchidaceae
Product: myosin-binding protein 2
Exons: 3
Coding region: 242-2533 (763 amino acids)
Molecular function (GO): myosin binding
Source: RefSeq, a predicted model, not a curated record